GACAUAUUCAAGGAAAUACUGUAAAUUAGCGAACGAAAUUUUCGACGAUAAUUCAGGGUUAAUGAUUGCUGGACGAAUUGGACAGCUGGCAGAUUAACGCGAAACAGAGAAGAAGAGUAAUAAAUUCGUCGUCGAGAAGCGUCAUUUUGUCACGGUACUAAAGUGGUGGAAGUGCGCCGGUCACCUAGAAAAAUCCCGCCGCCGGAAGUGGCCGUGAGCACGUGCCAGAUCGUUAGCCGUUCGAAGGGAAACAUCGCGGGAACGUUCGCGUUCGAUUUUUCGAAUGGGAAAGGGCCACAAGAGAGGCGAACGGCAGAAAAAUGAUCACCGUGCCAAUGUCCUCUUCCAGUCCUUACGUGAAGGUUACGUCCUACAGCGACGCGAGCGCUAUUGGCAAAAAGCCUGCAGUUCAGCAAUUCCUAAGAGACAUGAAGGAACACUCAGCCUCGUCCCGAUUUGAAGGCAGGGAUGUACCUCAAAGAUCGCAAAGCAGCGCGGCCAGCCUGAUGUCCCUAGGUGCUGACAUAUCUCCAAGCUCUUCCCAUUUCUUUGAGGUUUUCUACGUUUAUUGCUAUAGGUGCUCAAAAAAAAUCAAGGUAUCACAGCCAAAGGUAUCGGAGGCCUUUAUCGACGAUGCACUAGUAAGGUUUCGUGUUCACGGUCUUGACAAAUCGAGACCGUCGACGGGUAAUAUCCUCGCAGAGUAUCAACGUCAAUCACUUUUAACGUCUUCCAAUAACAGAAGAAAUAGCACAGAAUCCAGUGCCAGUGAGACUGGAAGCAUCGAAAAUGUCUCUGGAAGUGGUAUUAUAUCGCCGGUUAAUCCGUUGGGCGUACCGCCGACACUCACCGGCUCCGUGGAAACGUUUCCUAAGCCACAAAACGCGAGCUCUACGGAGAAAGAGGAACGUGAAGAGAAUCGUGACGCCGCGAACAAUAAUUCCAUGCAGGUGCCGGAAGUUAUGCGAAAUCGGGCGUCCUCCACGGGCAGUGUGUUGAAUGCCAGGCGGGAUUCCAUGGCGAGAGGGGGUGAUGAACACAAUCGCACGAUGCUCUUCCAGGUAGGCCGCUAUGAUUUGAGAUUGAUCAGUCCGGAUAGGAAACAGGUGCUGCUUCACAAACAGCUCAGGGAUGUGGCGAGUUGCGUGCAGGGUGUGAAGAAUCCGGAGCACUUUGGUUUUAUUUGCAAAGAAAGUAACACAGACUACUUUAUUGGCUAUGUGUUCAAGUGCCAGUCGGAAUCCGUAGCGGAUGACCUUGUUGCUGCAAUUUCUCAAGCGUUUGUUGGAACAUCCGAAGUUCCAAGGAAAGACCGAUACUCUGUAUUUUCAUGCGAACACUGCCCCAUGUAUUGGUAUAACAAGCUCUGCCAGGAAGUCGAAGGACAGAAUGACAGGAGAACUCAGAAUAUCAUAUUUUCGCGGAUGGAAAUGCUGCCGGAGGACGAUCAGGAGAUCGUUGUUAGCAAAUACAAGAGCGUGGAGGCUGCCGGCGGUAUGGGGACUACACUGCGCGAGCAAAAUCAAUUUUUAAUGAAGCUGUUGCGCGCCCAUUGCGAAGCGAAACAGGCCAGACAUGUCCACGACACAGCUGAGAAUAGGAGUGAAUUUCUUAAUCAGUACUUAAGCGUGGGUGUAGGAAGCACAAUAUUUAUGAAAGCGAAGCGCUCUCUAACAAAUAGCUUUGAUACUCUCAUGAAGAGGAAGGGUUCGCGGGACGACCUUGGACUCGGCUCACAUCUGAGAGAUCCGAGCCACCUUAACACUGUGAUACAAAAAAGCGGUAGCCAAAGCCCUGAAAAUUCGCGACAUGCCUCUAUAGUAGACAUUUCUCCAGACUCCUCUAGUAGACCCAGAUCCUUGAGGGUUUCACCUGAACAGCAAUUAACUGUGAACACUGGACCAAAGAGUUCUAUGAUGGACAUAUUUCUAAAGGUAGGGAAUUCGCCAAAAAUGUCACCAACCGAAACGGAUGGGAGUAAUUCAGUGCAUUCAAAUAGUUCAUGGAGGCAAGCUAUACUGAAUCGAGUAGUAACCCCCAGUAAAGAUCAUGAUAAGGAAAAUGACAAAACCGGAAAUAUGGGUAUUAUCAAAGCACCUCAGACGACUCCAAAGCGCAGAACAAAACAGGAAUUAAGAGAUUUAUGGAAGAAGGCGAUCAAUCAACAAGUAAUCCUUAUAAGAAUGGAGAAGGAAAACGCGAGGCUUAGAGUACGUCAAGAGGAAGCGACUGUCAAGAGAAUAAAGUUGGAGUAUGAUGAACUUAGCAGUUGUGCCCGUGAGUUAAUGGAAGUGUGGGAUCUUCUUGUAAGCAAAGAGUCAAGAGUUUCUACGAAAUGUGAUAAUCAAAUGCUUUUACACGCUAUCAAGCAAGGUGUACCAAAAGGGAAAAGGGGAGAAGUGUGGCAAUUCUUGGCCGAACAAUUUUGCCUGAAGCAACCGCCUAUAGAAACCCGCGAUUUCCCUAAUUAUAAUACACCGUAUGAGUUACUCUUGAAACAACUUACAUCUCAGCAACAUGCAAUUUUAAUAGAUCUGGGACGAACGUUUCCAAAUCAUCCGUACUAUAGUUCACCCCUAGGCCCUGGCCAAUUAGCCUUGUUCAAUUUGUUGAAAGCGUAUUCACUUUUGGAUCAUGAAGUCGGUUAUUGUCAAGGACUCAGUUUUGUCGCUGGCGUCCUUCUUUUACACAUGUCGGAAGAUCAGGCGUUUUUUCUUCUGCGACACUUAAUGUUUCGAAGGGGCCUGAGAAAAUUAUAUCUUCCCGACAUGGCGGCAUUACAAUUGUACCUGUAUCAAUUAUCCAGGCUGUUGCACGAUAGGUUACCAGCGAUCUAUAAUCAUUUUGACAAACAUGAGGUUUCGCCUACGCUAUACGCUGCGCCAUGGCUGUUAACCUUGUUCGCCAGUCAAUUUCCACUGGGUUUUGUGACCAGAGUUUUUGAUUUGCUUUUCCUGGAAAGUACAGAGGUUCUUUUCCGUGUAUCUAUGGCAUUGUUAGAAGAACAUCAAGAUCAAUUGUUAACGUGCGACAGUUUCGAGGAAAUUAUGGAAUAUCUCAAGACGCGCGUACCAGCUGUAGAUAGGGACAUACUGGAUCGAGUAAUGAAACGUGUAUUUUAUCCGGAUCAAGAGAUUACGAAACAAUUGAAUGAAUAUAGAGUAGAAUACCAAGUCUUACAAGAGGAAAUGAUGUCAGUAAAGCCACAAAUCGAGACUUUGGAGAAGUUCAAAGUGCUUAACAAGCAACUUACGCAAGAAGUGUCGCAACUCACUGAACAACUUGAAAUGACUAUGAGCAAUCUACAUCGUCUGGAGACGGCACGAUCUGUGCAGCAAUCGACUCUGCUCAAACUCGAGUCCCAAAAUCGCAGUCUGGAAGUAACUGUCACCACGUUGGGCGCGUUUAUUCAACAGCUGUCCGAAACUCGUCCAGAUAUUGAAUUUCCCGGCGAUAUUCGCCGAAUCAUUGCUCAGUUAAGUCUAGCCGAGAAACGAAGGAACGCUUCCAGUAGAUCUUACCCUCUGAAAGUGAUCGAAGACAAUAUCAAAAUGGGAAUGAUAAAGAGUAACUCCACGGGUAGAGAAUCUCACAACUUCUUGAAGAACAACAACACCACCGUAGAGCCUCCUUAUCCACUAAAAUCCACGCUGAGUCAACCCAAUUUAGCUACCAAGUUUGAGAGAGUCUCGUCGUUCUUCUCGAACUCGCACAAUCACAUCCAGAAGCAACGAGCACAAUUGGCCGCUCUCAGGAACGAGUAUGUGAACGAGCAAGUGAACGAGCAAACUGUUAGAAACGACGAAAACGACGCGAAAACGGUAAACAUAGAUAUUCAGAUCACCGACGACGCUAUGAACUCGACAAAUGAGGAGGUGGUACAGAACGAUAAUCAUCUAAAAAUCCAGGCGGUCAAUUUAGAAAAAUCGGUUUCGUUACCGUUGAACGCGAAGAUGAAGCUUAAGUCGUCGAAGUCAGCGUACGAAUUGGGUUCCGUUACGAAAAUACCAACUACUAAACUGGAAGUCACGAACGAUGACAAUGGGUCAAAUUUAAGCGGAGCUAUGCACCCACUGGAUACUUGCAGCGAUGUGAAUUUCAGAUAUGGCGGAACGACCAAGUUGAAGUCCAUUAAAUCGAUCAGGUUUUCAAGUCCAAGCGGCCAAGAGGAAGGCUUGAGCAAGAGCGCUCAGAGCCAGAACAUGGAGACGUUGAACAGAUAACAAUUGCUGACGAUGUUCCGCUCAAGGAAGAUACCUUGGAAGGUAACUAAUUUGAGGAAAGUCUAUCCGAAAAGCUAACCGUUAGCGAAACACUGUAUCAUAAUCCCACGGUUUACCUCCACGUUUUCGUACAUGCGUCGUUCUCUCUUGUAUACAACCACUUUUUGAUACGAUGAUGAUCGAUUUUCACUUUUUAAGAAACGUCCGUCGUUUACAUGAGCGAAUCGUCGAUCGAGACUCACACUUCCCUUUUACGAUACUUAUACCAAUGAUUUUAAUACCAUACAAUGAGCAACGGAAGAGAAGUAAAAAUAACAAAGUCAAUUUAUAAUAUAUAUACAUAUAUGUAAAAA
Molecule: messenger RNA, 4576 nt
Organism: Habropoda laboriosa
Lineage: Eukaryota; Metazoa; Arthropoda; Insecta; Hymenoptera; Apidae
Gene: plx
Product: TBC1 domain family member 1
Exons: 15
Coding region: 321-4223 (1300 amino acids)
Source: RefSeq, a predicted model, not a curated record